Molecule: messenger RNA, 1054 nt
Organism: Suillus plorans
Lineage: Eukaryota; Fungi; Basidiomycota; Agaricomycetes; Boletales; Suillaceae
Exons: 6
Coding region: 119-835 (238 amino acids)
Source: RefSeq, a predicted model, not a curated record
GACCAUCUCGCUGACAGAUACAGUGAGUCUUCUGUAUAAAUGCCUGCCAUUCCCCUCAAAUUAACCGUGGUGUUCUGUAGCAGUGAGUGUGGUUUUUUGCUUACUUCUCAGUCCACUAAUGGCUGCCACCGCGCUAUGCUACCAAAGAUGUGGGAUGUUGUACACUAUAUGGGAUUGGACGGUUGCUGUGGUAUUUUCGAUGCUGUGGGCCAUCAUCAUCACUCGGUUGCAUGCCAUGUAUCAACGAGACAGAAAUAUCCUGAUAUUUCUCAUCGUCACCUUCCUGGCGAUCACCACUUUUGCUGGAGCGACAGCCGUGGUGUCAACGAUGCAUACUUCAGGAGAGGAACUCAUUCUCUCCGGCACCUACCAGUGCAGGAUUAACUACACAGGAGAUGCCCUAGUUAUGGAUUCUGCUACUUGGAUACUCUACAUUGUGUGGGAGGUCCUCGCACUAUGUCUCGCAGUCAGGAUUGCGGUAAAACACUUCCGUGAACUGCGAUUACGUCCGGCAGGAGGGAUUAUCGGGGACUGUUUUAAGGUGUUGAUGAAAACUCAUUUGCUUUACUUUGCGAGCUUUGUUGCUGUCUCUUGCUUCGAGCUCCUUAUUAUAUUCUCUCCAACAUCAUUUACGAACCGAUAUCUCCUAGAAGAUCAGACUUUGUUUGGCUUGUUUCAGAUUUUGGAGGUCGUGAUGUUCGUGCUAGGACCACGGCUAAUCCUUGCCCUUCGAGAAUAUAAUGCUAAACUCGUGGCUGACUCCGACGCAGCAACCCGCAUGACCUCAAUCGCUUUCCAAGAGCGUGUGCAUAUAUCGACUAGCAGCACCGUGUAAUACUCGGUGAAGCUGACGCAAACCGUUGUCUAGUUCUUGCAGGGAGCACGGGAAAUUUGUUUUUUGUUUCUAUUCCAAGCCUCGUUGCGGUGCUCGAGUAGUUAUUUGGUGUCACAAAAUAGAUGUCAAGUGUAGGCUAUAUUUUCGUCGUAGUAUUAUUCGAAUCAUUUGCUAUAGGUCUUGACAUUGACCAUGUUUUAACCAAUGUCCUGUAUAUCU